AUGUCUAACUGGUAUCCAGGCUCGGCCUCUCCUCUGAUGCAGUUUGCGAGCGAAGAGGGUAAUCAACGGAACAGGGAGCCUUGGGAUUAUGAGAUUAUGGACCAUGCCAAAGGAGAAUUCGGCGAUAGGAGCCGUCACAAUUCUCGUCAAGCCUCAAUGCCUGCCAUACACGACAUGGAUGGUGCCUUGUAUGCGAACAACGGUUACCCUCAGACCCAGGGUCCUAAUCUUUCGGGUGGACUAUCAAGAAGUGGCGUUACAGCUCAACAUAUCCCAGUUACCCCACCUCAACAUAGCAGUUAUUUCGAUUCCAUUGUAGGGCAACAAUAUGUUGCCUCUCAACAGAGCUAUUCCAACCCAUCUACGACUUUCGGCAAAUAUGACUACACCCAUAACGCCUUAAGAAAGUCCCCUUAUUCUACCAACGUUGCAAAUGAAAUCACAAAUCACAGUGAUGCCACUGUGGAUAAAGUCCCACUACACGUGCCAUAUACUGACACUGAAUGGAAAGAUCCUCUACAACGUUUGGGCGAAAAACGCCCCACCACGAGCGCUGGCGCUGCUAAGAUCCAAUUUCAACACCAUAUACAAGGGCUAUCCCUGCCGUACAAUGUCCCAGGACUGCCAGACACUCGUGACUCUGAACACACCACUGGCUAUGAUCCUCAACAAGGAAUUUCCCAGACCCCAUUCAACAUCAACAGUACCGUUGCUGAUAAUGCAGCGAUCUACUGCUCACCGGCGCCUUCUGCGCAUAUAUCGCCGCGCGCAAUUCCAAACAUAUUGAACCCAGAUUUUUUCAAUGCGAACAGUAAUCCUCUUGCUACUUCCUCCCAGAGCCGCGUCUCAAACAACCAGGCUUCCCAAGGCCGGGCGCAGCCAACCAAUGGUCCUGCUUUCAACUCUACUGGAUAUAAUGACUCCACACCGGAUCCUCAACAAGGAAUUUCCCAGACCCCAUUCAACAUCAACAGUACCGUUGCUGAUAAUGCAGCGAUCUACUGCUCACCGGCGCCUUCUGCGCAUAUAUUGCCGCGCGCAAUUCCAAACAUAUUCAACCCAGAUUUUUUCAAUGCGAACAGUAAUCCUCUUGCUACUUCCUCCCAGAGCCGCGUCUCGAACAACCAGGCUUCCCAAAGCGGGGCGCAGCCAACCAGUGGUCCGGCUUUCAACUCUACUGGAUAUAACGACUCCACACCGCCUUCAAUGACAGAAGAUUCUGACGCUAGCGGCAGUUCAAGAUACAAGAGUGGCAGUAGCAAUAAUCGCUCUGCUGCCUUAAGGGGCGGAAUUCUCGCGGGAUAUAGUAACGCAGUUGCGUCUAUCAAGAAUUUCCCGCGCGCAAACACCGAAACCCAGUCAAGGUGCGGCUGGGAUAAUUGCAACAUGGUGAUCGACAACUCGUCUCGAGGUUUGGUAAAACACAUCCUCGAAGUUCACGAUACGGACACGACGGUGUCAGGACUGGAUGUUAAUUGCAGGUGGGGAACUUGCAAUGGAACAACGUAUUCUGGUGGCACGUCCUUUGUCAAGCAUAUUAGAGGAACGCACCUGCGCCUUGAAGACAUCAUCUGCCCAUACUGUGGUGUUGUCAUUGCAAACGGGGUAUCACCCACAAGGAAGCAUAUGCUUCGACAACACAAAGACAUACAACUACUUAAGUAA
Psilocybe cubensis is the source of this 1665-nucleotide messenger RNA. RefSeq lists its product as uncharacterized. The transcript is spliced from 6 exons. Bases 1 to 1665 code for a protein of 554 amino acids. The record is from RefSeq and is a predicted model, not a curated record. Lineage: Eukaryota; Fungi; Basidiomycota; Agaricomycetes; Agaricales; Agrocybaceae.